AUGUUGUCGUCUCACUUCGUCUCUUCGACCAUCGACGAACAUCAAAUGGAGCCGCAGGAAGAAGAUGAUGAUCUCAAGCUCGCCAAAGCGUCAGCAGGUCUGCUCAACGAUCUCGAGCGAGACCUGCCUAGAGUGCUGUGGAAGGCAUCAAAACCUGGAUCAGGUACCCGAAAGGCGCAUACAAGAGUGAGAAAGCGCGAUCUGCAGCGUAUCACUUCCUACAUAGAGCCAUUUCAAGGUGAACCGCAAUUACUGGAUGCCAAGCUGAAGACGAUUCUACCACCGAUUGUAGACGCCUACCUCGAAUUUUUGACUUCACAAAAGUCAUUGGAUGAUACACAGUCCGAUCAUCUCGACUUUCAGACCGCAGUUUUUGCUUUGCUGUACACUCUGUGCAAGGUUCGUGGCCAGAAAAUCAUCGCUGGCUUUCUCAACAAUGAGCCUCGCUUCCUGGAGCCGGUUCUCGAAGCUGUGGAACGGUGCACUUUCGAUACCAAUGAUCGAGAAGUGCAAUGGCAAGUACCAUACGUUCUCUUGCUCUGGUUGUCUCAUUUGCUCCUCACACCGUUUGACUUGCAGUCCAUUUCGACCAGCGUUGGUCCUGCAACUUCUGCCGACAAUGACUCUGCUCUUCUUCAAGGACUCCCUCCUCUGAUCUCGAGGAUCCUACGAGUUGGGCUACACCAUCUGCGCAUGCCCACGAAAGCUCAAGAUGCGGCCGCUGCCAUGCUUGUGCGACUUUCAACACGACCCGAUGUGCACAAGGUUCGCUUGGCAGACCGACUGGUCAACGAUCGGCUGCCGAAGCUGGAAAGCAAGGCUACGGACAUGCCCAAUAUGUACGAGAUGCUGGGGUCGCUGCGCUUCGUCGCCGGCGUGGCAUCGUCGGCCGAGUUGAGUCAUCUCAUCCCAAGCAUCUAUCGUACGUGCGAAAAGACCUUCGACGAGAGUGACGAGUCCACGUUAUCAUCCAACGCGGUCGCCAAGAAGGUUAUUGUCAAGAUUUUUCGGAAUGUCGCAAUACUCUCGCUACGAUCAGUCGCGACUCGAGGACCUCUUCUCAGCUUUCUUCAGACGACCAGCGUGCUCGAAAAUGUGAUCGAUUAUCUACUUCGCUCCCUUGGCGACAAAGACACGCCUGUGAGAUAUGCAGCUGCGAAGGCGAUGAGUCUCAUUGUGCUCGAGUUGGAACCUGAGAUGGCGCACGAAGUCAUACAGGCGGUCUUGGAUACUUUCAAAGAAGACAUGCCGAAGACCAUCCAAGCCGCGGACUUUUCCACUGCGAAUCCUCUCAAAUGGCACGGCUUGACUUUGGCGCUGGCGCAUACCCUAUUCAAACGUUCCGCAUCACCAGCUCAACUCCCCGACAUUCUCGAUGCACUGAUCUCGGCGCUUCAAUUCCAACAGCGGACGGCGACGGGAAGCACACUUGGGACAAAUGUCAGAGAUGCAGCGAAUUUUGGCAUCUGGUCAUUGGCCCGGCGAUACACCACUGCAGAGCUAUUGCCAGUCAAAGCCAACAUCUUGCAUAGCAGCGAUGAUCAGCGAUCAGAUAUGCCCGUGGUCCAGCUGCUUGCUAUCCAGCUCAUCCUCUCCGCAUGCCUCGAUCCGGCCGGCAACAUCCGUCGUGGGUCAUCAGCAGCAUUCCAAGAGCUGGUGGGACGGCAUCCCGAUCAGAUUCACGAAGGUAUUGCUCUCGUCCAGGUGGUCGACUACCAAGCUGUGAGUCUGCGACACCGAGCCAUGGUCGAUGUUGCGAGCAAAGCGGCCGCGAUGCACAACAUGUACUGGUCCAAUCUGCUCUCGGGGCUCCUAGGCUGGCGUGGUCUUGGUUCCGCAGAUGUGUCUUCCCGAGCGGAUGCAGCGGAAUCGAUCUCGCAACUGUCAAGAAUGUUGCAUGUUUGCGAGCGGCUCGAUGUGCUUGGAAUGAUUGGACGUCUGCUGUCUGACUGCUCGGCUAAGGACGUCGAACAAUUGCAUGGCCUGACUCUUGCGGCGGCGUAUAUGCUUGAGCCCUCGCACUCCAUCACUUCGGAUCAAGAAGUCGAGCCGUUACAGCCCGACAUUAUCAGCAUGUGGAAGCAUUUCGCCUCUCUGCAGGCUUCGAUAAAAGAAUUUCAUCCGAGACUACUCAAGUCGGAGCUCCCGGCAUCUCUUGGCCUUUAUACCACAGCCCUGUGCAAUGCCACGCAGAGAGUUCCCGGAGAGGCUCUUCAAGCAGAACAAGUGCCCUUCGACGUACUUGACAUUGUCACCGAUCGUUUGCUCGCGCGGCAUGAGGAGUCGAUACUGCACAUCGUUCCCGGCUUGGCGCGGUCGGUUCAUGGGCUUGUCAAGGCCGCCGGAACCUCUCUGCCAUGUCUCGAGCCAUAUCACCUGGCUCAAAAACUAGCAGCCGACAGUACAAAGAGCACCUUGACGAGCGCCGGCCGAGCAAUGGCCUUUGGCGUUCUGUCAUCAUCCUACACAGAUGACGGCGCAUUCGACAGGCAGAAAAACAUGUUAGUCGUCAGCCUGUGUUCUCUAAUGAGCAGCAAAACCGUCGACUGGCGUGUCAUCUGCGCGCGAGCCCUCCAGCUAGCCGUGAAUAGCGUCCCACAUACUGCAACCCUCGAUGCCGCUACCGCGCAGUCCAUCUGCUCCGCUAUCCACCAAGGCCUAAACGACUAUACCAUCGACGAGCGCGGCGACAUCGGCUCCCUGGUCCGCCUCCAGUCCAUCACCUGCACAUCCACAAUCCUCUCCCACCCAGCAUUCAAAUUUCACCUCGACUCCCUCCAACUCCUUUCCAACGACAUCCACCGCCUCUCCCUCGAAAAACUCGAUCGCGUCCGCCUAUCCGCCGCCCACUGCCGCGCCACCCACCUCGACCUCACCCUCCCCAUCACGGACAUCCCAUCCGUCUCCUCAAAACCCUACUUCCGCGCCGCUCUGCACCCCCUCACAGACCCUUCCACGCCCUCAGCCACCACCCACGCCCUCCUCACCGGCAUCAUCUCCUCCGCCGGCUUCAGCGCCGAAUCCCUCCUCCAAUCCUCCCGGCACGUCCUCGCCACCCUCCUCUCCACCACCAAACCCCAGCACUUCGAAUCCCUCCUAACAUCCUACACCACCAUCCUCGCCGACCUGCUCACCUCCCCUUCCGCCAGCAUCUCCAUCCACCCCGCCCUCUGCCUCCUGUCUUAUAUCCUCUCCACCCUCCUGCCUCACUUCCCACACCUCGCAUCCCCAGUCUCGAAAUUCAAGUGGCGAACUCUUCUGUCUACUGUGCAGAAGGCGCAUCAUAAGUCGACGGAUAUAACGAGGUUGAUGGCUGCUGUGGGGGUGUAUUGUGCGAUGGCGGAGGUCGGGGUGGUGAGAGGGGAGGUGUUGAGGAAAUUGGUCAGCAUGCUCAAGACCAAUCCUUUUCCACGAGUUAGGGUGGCGGUGGCGGAGGUAUCGUGGAUGGUGACGGGGGAGGAAACGCUGUUGCCGGUCGACUGGGCGAGACCGGUUAAGGAGAAUGCUGGUGUGGUGCAGGGGUUGCAGAAGGUGCUGUUAGAUUAG
Molecule: messenger RNA, 3546 nt
Organism: Zymoseptoria tritici IPO323
Lineage: Eukaryota; Fungi; Ascomycota; Dothideomycetes; Mycosphaerellales; Mycosphaerellaceae
Exons: 3
Coding region: 1-3546 (1181 amino acids)
Biological process (GO): post-chaperonin tubulin folding pathway; tubulin complex assembly; microtubule cytoskeleton organization
Molecular function (GO): beta-tubulin binding; GTPase activator activity
Source: RefSeq, a predicted model, not a curated record